This is a messenger RNA of Ichthyophthirius multifiliis, 873 nucleotides long. Its product is annotated as protein kinase domain protein. The record is from RefSeq and is a predicted model, not a curated record. Lineage: Eukaryota; Ciliophora; Oligohymenophorea; Hymenostomatida. Gene Ontology annotation, biological process: mitotic DNA damage checkpoint signaling; protein phosphorylation. The transcript has 5 exons. Gene Ontology annotation, molecular function: ATP binding; protein serine/threonine kinase activity. The annotation marks the transcript as partial. Gene Ontology annotation, cellular component: nucleus; cytoplasm.
GCCAAAUUUUAAAAUGAAUAUGAUAUUUAAUCAUAAAUCGGAAAAGGUAAUUAUGCAAGAGUAUUUUCAGCUAUACAUAAAACUACUGGUAAAAAAUUUGCAGUUAAAUGUUUUGAAAAAUAAAAAUUAGAAUCAUAAGAUAAAGGAAUGCUUUCUCUAUACAAUGAAAUAAAAGUAAUGAGAAAUUUAACAGAUCACGAUAACAUAAUAAAACUUAUAGAAAUGUAUGAAGGUUAAAACAACUUAUAUUUAGUAAUGGAAAUAGUUGAAGGUACAUCAUUAUAUGAUGAAAUAAAAAAGCAUUCCUAAACUCCUUUUACAGAUUAAGAAAUAAAAGAUAUAUUUAAAAUGUUAGUAGAUGGAAUAGUAUAUUAUUCUAAUAAAAAUAUCAUGCAUAGAGAUUUAAAACCUGAAAAUAUACCUUUUGCAAAAAAAGGUAAUUAAUAAAUACUAAAAAUAGUCGAUUUUGGAUUGGGUACAUUUGCAGAUGAAUCCCCUUAUAUGUUCCCAAAAUGUGGAACUCCCGGCUUUGUGGCACCUGAAAUAGCUAAUUUAAUAGAUAAAACAUAAAGAUAUUCAGUCAUAUGUGAUGUUUUUUCGGCUGGAAUAAUUUUUUAUAUAUUAUUAACUGGAGAAGCUGUUUUUCAAGGGCAAAAGUUUAAUGAAGUUUUAAGAAAAAAUAAAGAAUGUAUUAUAGAUUUUGAAAGAAAAGAACUAGAAAAUGUAUCUAUAGAUUGUAAAGAUUUACUCAUAAAAAUGCUCGAAAAAGAUCCUUCUUAAGCACAAAAAACUAUAUCAGAAGUAUAAGAAGAGGAAAACUUGGAAGGAAAAAGCUGCGAAAAUAAUCUGAGAAAUAAUCUGAGAAAAUUCUGA